Molecule: messenger RNA, 2457 nt
Organism: Pyrus x bretschneideri (Chinese white pear)
Lineage: Eukaryota; Viridiplantae; Streptophyta; Magnoliopsida; Rosales; Rosaceae
Molecular function (GO): protein binding; DNA binding
Source: RefSeq, a predicted model, not a curated record
UUUUUAUAUAAAAUAUAAUAUGGAAAACGCUACAUAGAUUGUGAAAGUACAGUUUUUUCUCUUCAUCCUUCGUCCUUCAGAUUCGCCUGUUUGAACUCACAAAUUUUGAAAAAAAAUACAAUAAAAAGAAAUGAAUUGAAGAGGCGAAAACAACAUGUGGCAAUCUGCUGUUGGUUGGUAGAUUGCCAAAUUGCUGCGGUGUGACGGUUACAGACAGCCACCUGCCGCCGCUUAUAAAGCGUUUCAUUCUGCUCCAGAGAGGGACGGAGGCAGAGGCAAUGUCAGUGGGUUACUGUAUUAUGUCAUUGGGAGUGAGCGAGUCAGUUACAGAGUGACUCAGGCCCCUGGGACCGAGUUAGUGAGUCAGUGAGCGGCUCCACUGCCGGAGUUUGGAGUACUGAAAAAAGAAGACGACUUUUUGAUUUAGGGACCCGAAUGGAUCCCUUCAGUUGGAUGGCGGAGCCGAGUCCUGGUUCGGGUCCGAGUCCGAGUCCGAGUCCUGGUUCGCGUCCGAUUCCGAGUCCAUUCAGAGGAAGCAGCAAGCGGCCGCGGUCGAGGAAGCAACAGGAUUUUGAUUUGGAGGGGUGGGGGUCGAGGCGGCUGUUUCAAUUUCUGGAAUCGAUCGGGAGGGACACGACCCACAAAAUCUCCCAAUACGACGUCGAAUCGAUCAUCACCGACUACGUGAAGCAGCAUCAGCUUCAGCACCCGACCAAGAAGAAGAGAAUCGUCUGCGACGACCGCCUCUUCCUCCUCUUCGGCCGGAAAACCAUCGGCCGUGUCAAAAUCUACGAGUUGCUUCAGCAGCAUUUCGCCGACAACAUGGAGGACGAUUCCUCUUCUGACGACGACAGCGACGGCAACGACCGCCCCCUAAACAUUAAUCUCAAUGUCAGUGCAGAACAGGUAGAAGAAGACUACGGCGACGGCAAUCAUCGGAAGCAGAAGAAAAAAAAGACUAAGAGAUUCACGGAGGAGGGUGGUUUUGGAUUGGGAUUGGGAAUGGGAGUGGGAGCGGGAGCGAGCGGAGUGGGAGUGGGACCCCCAAAAAGCUGCUUUGCGGCGGUGAUUCCGGAGAACAUAAAGUUGGUGUAUUUGAAGAGGUCUUUGGUGGAGCAUCUUCUCCUCAAUGAGGAAAAGGAGAAUGAGGGUAAGGUUGUGGGAAGCUUUGUGAGAAUCAAGUCGGACCCCAAUGACUACUUGCAGAAAAACUCUCACCUGCUACUCCAAGUUACUGCUCUCAACAAGCCGCCCGCCGCCUCCUCCUCCUCCGGAGUUCUUCUGCUUUGCCUUUCCGGCCUCGCCCUCGUCAAAGAGGUCCCAAUCUCGCAGCUUUCCAAUGAUAACUUCACGCAGGAGGAAUGCGAGGAUUUGCGUCACAGAAUAAAAGAGGGCUUGCUCAAGAGCCUUACAGUGGUGGAGCUUCAGCAGAAGGUCCGGAUAUUGCAUGAGGAUAUAAUGAAGCAUUGGCUUGCGAGAGAACUUGCAUUGUUACAGAACCAAAUUGAUAGAGCCAAUGAAAAGGGAUGGCGUCGAGAGCUGUUUGAGUACUUGGAAAGAAGGCAAUUGCUUCAGACUCCAGAUGAACAGGCACGGUUGUUGCGUGAGGUUCCAGAAGUCAUUGCAGAUGAACUAGAGAUCGAAGAUGCACCGAAGGAUUGUGCAGAUGAAAUACAAGAAGAGAAUCGAAGUUCAACAAGAGAUAUCAUAAAAGGAGCCUCAGAAGCUCCUGUUUGUGAUAUACCAGCAGAGAAAAAUCUAUUAACUUGGACUGCAACUGGCAUAAUUUCUGAAGCAAAAGUGCAUGGUAUUUCCUGGCAAGAAUGGAAGGAACAACCAACAGAGCCCAUAAAGACGAGCAACGGUGAGAAAAAGCAUGGAACUCUUGACACCAAGGGCUUUCAGGAACUGGUGGGUAAGCUGGUACCGACAUCUCAAGAACAACCAACAGAGUCCAUAAAGAGGAGCAAUGGCGAGAAUAAGCAUGGAAGCAUAGACACCAAGGGCUUGGAUAAGCGGGUACAGGCACCACAGGUAAUUGAUUUAAGUGACGAUGAAGAUGAAGAGCGAUGCGACGGAGAGAGGAUCUUUGCUGACCAGCUGGGAAGCUCGAUAUGGCAUUAUUUUGAUCCCCAAGGAAACAUACAGGGUCCAUUUUCAAUUGCUUUGUUGAAGGCCUGGAGUGAUGCGGACUACUUUCCUCCCGACUUCAAAAUUUGGAAGGCAGGUCAGAGCUCAAAUCAAGCCGUAUUACUGCAACACAUUCUUCAGCAGAAUUAUCCAAAUAAAGUUGCAAAAUAUUAAGAUUUGGAUAUCCAUUAGGUCAUAGUUCAUUUGUUAGUCGUGGUCUAUAAGGCAUACUGUCACUGAAUAAUUUAGUUUUGUGUUUUUUUCUUCUGAUUUCAUGUCAUGUAGGGAAUGUUCAUUAGCAAAUUAAAUUGAUGUUCCAAUUUUCUA